Messenger RNA from Diorhabda sublineata, 2307 nucleotides. Its product is annotated as sorting and assembly machinery component 50 homolog A. The coding region runs from base 286 to 1692 and encodes 468 amino acids. The transcript has 9 exons. The record is from RefSeq and is a predicted model, not a curated record. Gene Ontology annotation, cellular component: SAM complex; outer membrane. Gene Ontology annotation, biological process: protein insertion into mitochondrial outer membrane; mitochondrial respiratory chain complex assembly. NCBI's taxonomy places the organism in Eukaryota, Metazoa, Arthropoda, Insecta, Coleoptera, Chrysomelidae.
AGUGACUCGAGCAAAUUCACACUACAUAGUUGAACGUUGAAACAGAUCGAUAGUGUAAACAAAAAAACGUAGUAUUAGUUCUGUUGUAUAGACUAUAUUAUAAAUAGUAUCUUGGAAAAAAAACCAAAUCUUGGAUCAUGUGACAUAUGUCAGUUUAUCUGCCAAUAAGGAAUGGGUGUUCAUUUAAUUCCCAUCAGAUUUUUUGAAAAAAUCCAAUUUGAAUAAUAUUUCAGGCAGAGGUUUUUAAAAAAUGUAUUAAAUUAUAUUUCGUGGAAUCCGUUAAAUAUGGGAAUAGUACAUGCUAAAGUUGAUGAUAAUGUAACAGAAACACUUAAUUUUAAAAAUAAAAAUAUAUACAGAGAACCAUCAGACAGGGAACAAAUAAAGGAAAUCGAUUUAGAAGGCGUUAAAGCCAGAGUUGACAAAAUACAUAUAGAUGGGCUUUCGAGGACGAAAAACGAUAUCGUAGAAGAUUGCAUAAAAGAGUUAUUUAAAGCGAAAGAUUUUCAAGAUGUUUUGUUGAAAGCACAUAAAGCACGUGUAAAAUUAGAUGAACUGGGAUGUUUCAAGAAUAUAUCUGUGUUCAUUGAUACCAGUAAAGGAUCUAAGGCCACCCCAGAUGGUUUAGAAGUAACAUUCAAUGUCAAAGAACAUAAGAGAAUAACAGGCGGUGUCAGUACUCAUGUAGGAAACAAUGAAGGUGUUUUGCAGAUAGGAAUGAGAGCUCCUAAUAUUUUUGGUAGAGGAGAAAGAGUACAAGUUGAAUAUAGUCAUGGUUCAAAAAAAUCUAGUAACUUUAAUUUGGCAUUUAUCAAACCUUUUAGAGGAAAAUAUCGCCCAACGUUAACAUCAAGUAUAUUCCAGUCGAACACCGAGUGGCCUGUUUCUGGGUAUAAACAACUUGAACGUGGAUUAAUAUUUGAUUUAGGUUUCUACUCUUGGUCCUUAUUGAAGCAUAAUCUCCAAUGGGAAGCAAAUAUUCGUGAUUUAAGUGUUUUAACUCGCAAUACCUCAUUUGAUGUUCGUAAAGAAUCUGGACCAAGUUUAAAGUCAUCUUUAAGACAUAUUCUAUCACUGGAUCUUAGAGAUGAUUUAAUAUUUCCCACUAGUGGUUCUUUACUCCAACUGACUUCAGAAGUAGCUGGAUUGGGCGGAGAUGUUGGCUUUUUGAAAAAUGAUAUAUUUGUACAAGGAAACUAUUCCAUUGUGGAAGAUAUAGUUUUGCAAGGAUGCUUCUGUACAGGAUACAUGACUAGUAUCAGUAACAAUUUAAAAAUCAGUCUGUCCGAUAUGUACUUUUUGGGUGGACCUCUAUCAGUUCGAGGUUUUCAGAGCCGAGGAGUCGGUCCACAUUCAGAUGGAGAUGCUCUUGGAUCCAAAGCUUAUUGGGCAGGAGGCUUACAUAUUUUCACACCAUUACCUUUCAGACCAGGUAGAGGCGGAAUCGGAGAUUUAUUUAGGACUCACUUUUUUAUUAAUGGAGGCAACGUAGGAAAUAUAGAAGUUCUCAAAGAUGGCAAUUUGUUAGAUUUCAUUCAAAAUAAUCUGAGGGUGUCGUAUGGACUUGGAGUUGCAUUGAGGCUUGGCAAUAUGGCCCGUUUAGAAAUAAAUUAUUGCUUCCCGUAUAUAUAUGACAAAGGGGACCAAACUCAUCCUGGUGUUCAAAUUGGAAUUGGAGUACAGUUUCUGUAAUAAAAUUUCAAUCAGAAAUGUUUUUAGUUUUAAUAAGUACAUGCUGUUUCAACGAUUCAAAUCAAAUGUAUAUGUACCAUAGCAACAUAAAUGAUGUUAUUAAUUAAAAAUUGACAUUGUUAUUAGAUAUUUUUAUAGUUAUUAAAAACUACAUCGUUUUUAUAGUGUGGGAAAAUAGAAAUAAAUCGGAGUUGAAGCGUUAACUGGAGCUCAAUUGUGGACAGUGUAAAAUAUUACCAUUGUACUUGGAUAUGGACACUCAUUUUAAUAUAAAAACUACUUUUAUACAAAUUCGAAAAAUAUCAUUGUCUAGUUGACAAACACUCCAAGCUAACACUAUAGAAGCCCUACAAUCAAGAGCGAAUACAAAGCUCUCGGCACUUAUAACAGCCUAGCUAUAGGUCAGGUCUGGUUAUUGUUGGAUAAUUGUCCUGGGCAUCCAUCGGCAGAUGAAGUUAUCUCUGAAGAUGGCAAAAAUUUUGCAAUGUUCCUGUUAGUGAAUUGGAACGCAACUAAAUUAGUUUCUUUAAGUGCCCUUGUUCGCGACUGACGUUUUUGAACUGUCAGGUUGUAACCAGAUUUUUCAAAUUAAAUAAAACUUUUGUGAUAAUAAAA